AUGCCAAGGCGGAAAAAGGAAGAUGAAUUGGCUCUCAGUGAGAGAGAGAAAAUUCCAAGAGGUGCGGCCAAUGCACGGGAACGAACCCGGAUGCGGGUCUUGAGUAAAGCAUUUGGUCGAUUGAAAUUGACCUUGCCGUGGGUGCCGCCAGACACAAAAUUGAGCAAACUUGACACCUUGAGGUUGGCCACUUCCUACAUUUCACACCUUCAACGACUCCUCUCGGAAGAAGAUGGCUCUGGAGACGAUUCACAAGCCUCUGACAUCAAAUCUCAUGUGGUUUGUUGGCCAUUUGGUCAUCUCAGGAAUGUCCAAAACGGCAAUGGAACCCAAGAAUCUCGGAAUGGACGCACCAGCAUUUCAGAGCAUCAUGGUCCUGUUCGGUCCCCAAAAUCUGAGGUGACCUCAUUAGACGAGUUGCACACUCAGUCAUUCCUCGAAGACUUCAGUCCACACCUACAUGGGCAACCGCCGCAGCCCUACUUUGAUCAGUAUUCUAUUCAUUAUGAGCAUUCGUCUCAUCCAGGUGAUUCCGAUCCUCAUCACAAUCCAGUACCAAGUUUUGAUAAUAUGACAAAUAUAUGAAUAUGAUUGGGCGAAUUCUUUUUGGUUAGCUUCCUUACUCCAUUCCAUUUGAGGCUUUGUUCUACAACUGUUAGACUCGGCUACUUUCGUUUUAAUAACUCAAUUAUUCGAUACAAGCAAGAAAAUAUACCAACCGGAUACCAUUGAAUAGCGAAUCUAAGAAAAAUUAACAUUUUAAGUGAAAUCCUCCAGAAAAACAUGUGGAUCUACUUUCUGUCUUUUGCGUUCAGUUCAAUGGGCGAUUGCUUCCUGUGGAGCCCACUCUGAACGUGCACGCCCUCGGCCAGCCUACUUGCCUCCUCCUGGCCUCCUCCUCUCGUGUGUGGCAGUGAAGCGGGCUUUAAGAUUCGGAAGAAUCGAGGCCAAAACAACAAAACGGAUGGUCGUACUCCACUCAAACCAGACCAGCUGAAAGUUUGCCUACUUUGGAAGGGGGAAAGAGAGUUCAAAGUUAUCCCUUGGCCCGCUCGCCCGUCAGUCCGGGCUUUGCUCAUCCCGGUUCAACAUGCCACAUGACGUGCUCGUAACUGAACCUCGGGACGAAGCUUCCCUGCUGAUUCAGCUUCACUCGGGCUGAGUGAAGCCUAACUGGUCUACCAGAUGAUUGCUGAUGCAAGCUCACGAGCACCCAACACAGGGCCAGAAAGCUUGUUGAAAAUAGAGACAGUACACAUGCAUUCACGGACAGUCCCGACGAGUGCCGUAGAGUUAAAAUCUGGAGGAUCAAGCAUGGACAGUAUUCGUAUCAAUAAAAAGUAGCCCACAAUAGGUUAAAUCUAGCAGUAAGUGAGUUAAAGGACCAAAAAUGAGGAUGCAAUUUAAUGCAGCAGUAGUUGACGAUGUGCUUGAACCAACUUAUUUUGAG
Messenger RNA from Tigriopus californicus, 1450 nucleotides. RefSeq names its product heart- and neural crest derivatives-expressed protein 1-like. Gene Ontology annotation, molecular function: protein dimerization activity; RNA polymerase II transcription regulatory region sequence-specific DNA binding; DNA-binding transcription factor activity, RNA polymerase II-specific. The record is from RefSeq and is a predicted model, not a curated record. The transcript is spliced from 2 exons. The coding region runs from base 1 to 585 and encodes 194 amino acids. NCBI's taxonomy places the organism in Eukaryota, Metazoa, Arthropoda, Copepoda, Harpacticoida, Harpacticidae. Gene Ontology annotation, biological process: developmental process; regulation of transcription by RNA polymerase II.